Anguilla rostrata (American eel) is the source of this 2981-nucleotide messenger RNA. RefSeq names its product oxidative stress-induced growth inhibitor 1-like. The record is from RefSeq and is a predicted model, not a curated record. Gene Ontology annotation, biological process: negative regulation of cell growth. NCBI's taxonomy places the organism in Eukaryota, Metazoa, Chordata, Actinopteri, Anguilliformes, Anguillidae. Gene Ontology annotation, molecular function: growth factor activity. The coding region runs from base 726 to 2195 and encodes 489 amino acids. The transcript is spliced from 5 exons.
CUGAGAGGUCUCCUGGGCGUUGUGGAUUUGCUCGUUUUUCCUGAGGGGCCCGUCUACUUGCGUAACGUGUCUAUUAUCCGCCGAACUUUGACCUGCUCAAGACUCAAAGGCACGGUGCACUUUUCCCAUUGAUGUUACGGAAUGUUUUUGUUGCUGAGUUCUUGCACCCCCUUCUCUCUGACUCCUCUGGCUGACUGUAUGGGGCAGGUUCACCGUAGCACUGUGUCACGCUCUGCAUCGAUUGUGUCAAUGUCCGCUUCCGUAUCUGUACCACAGGGCAUCUGCUGUUGCUGUUAUAAAGCCUGUUCUGGAAGUUUCUCUGGAUAAGGAGUUCUGUGAGGCGCAUAAGUGUGGGAUUAACACUCCGGUGUGUGGGAAUGUUUCCACAGGAUCCCAGGAGGGAUUUAUCAGCCCCCUAAACACUCCUUUACCAUACCAACACACACACACUCUCUCUUACACACACACACUCACACACAAACAAUCUCUCUUACACACACACACACACUCACUCACACACACACGCACACACACACACACACACACACACACACUCUCUCUCACUCACACACACACACACACACACACUCACACACACACACACACACACACUCUCUCUCACACACACACACAUACACACUCUUUCACACGCACGCACACACACUCUCUCUCACUCACACACACAUGCACACACACACACACACACACAGACAGAGUGCACAACUAUGAUCCCCAGAAAGAAGGGACCCUUGGGACUCCGCCCCCAGGAGCCCCUCCCGGUUGUCAUCAUUGGUAACGGCCCAUCUGGAAUCUGCCUGUCCUACUUCCUGUCUGGCUACAGGCCGUACGUGAGAGAGGCCGCCUCCCACCCCAACCCCAUUCUGCACCGGAAACUUCUGGAAAUUUCCGGGCAGUGCCUUCUGGAACAGGACCUGGAGUACCUGUCUGAAGGGCUGGACGGGCGCAGCCCCAGUCCCCUCGGCCUGCUGUUCGACGCCCUGGUCCGGCCGGACGGGGACCUGGGCGGGUCAGCCGAAUCGCUGCUCUCCUGGCGCAGGGAACCGGAGCGGGGCGUGGCCCACCUGGUGCUCGGCAAGGGCCCAGCUGGAGGGGCCUGGCAGACGAUGGAGGGAUCGAUGAUCACCCUCAGUCUCGGGGACUGGAUGGAGAUGCCCGACCUGUCCUUCAGAGACUGGAUGGCGAAGAGAGGAAGGCAGCUGAGGAACAACAGGGCGGCCACCAGGGACAUAGCGCAGUACUACCAGCACUACGUGGAGGUGAAGGGGCUGCAGCAGCACUUCCGCUGCGGGGCUCUCGUGACUUCCGUGCGGCCCCUCCCACCGGACACCCCCCCGGGGGGCCCCUCCGAGGAGGCGGGACCCCCCGCAUCCACGCUGUACGAGAUCCGGGGGGAGCAGGAGGAGCCGGGGGGCGGGCGGAGUCCGUUCCGCCUCUACGCCCGGAACGUGGUGCUGGCCACGGGCGCGUACGACCGGCCGUCCCGGCUGGGCGUGGAGGGGGAGGACCUGCCCUUCGUCCGCCACACCGUGGGCGACCUGGAGGGGGCGCUGCGGGCGCGGGCGCUGGGCCCCGCCUCCGGCCUGCCGCUGCUGGUGGUGGGGGCGGGGCUCACGGCGGCCGACGCCGUCCUGCUGGGCCGGGGGGCGGGCGUGCCGGUCCUCCACGCCUUCCGGCGCGGGACGGGCGACCCCGCCCUCGUGUUCCACCAGCUGCCCGCCGUCAUGUUCCCCGAAUACCACAAGGUGCACGACAUGAUGCGGGCGCCAGGGGGCGGGGCCUACCCGGGCUACGCCGGCCUGCCGCUCCACCGCGUGCUGCGAUUCGCCGCCGGCGGCCGCUGCUUCCUGCGGGAGGUCGGCGGCGGCGGCGGCGGCGGCGGCGGGAAGGUCCGGGACGUGCGCGUCGCCAUGGCGAUGGUCCUGAUCGGCUCCAACCCCGACCUGUCCUUCCUGCCGGACGAGGGGCGCGGCCUGGCCCUGGACCCGGGCCGUCCCGUCAGCGCCAAGCGCAACCCCCUGGACACGGACCCCUUCACCUACGAGAGCGCCCGCCAGCCGGGACUCUACGCACUGGGACCUCUGGCCGGCGACGGAUUUGUCAGGUUCCUACAGGGCGGGGCGCUGGGCGCGGCUACCUCCCUGCUCAGGAAAACAGGUCUGACUGGGACCUCAUGAGGGGGGGGUUGUCUGAUUUUGAAUUUGUCAAAAUCCGGACUGCACGCUUCCGUAGGGACUGAGCAGAGGACCAGCUGAAUUGUCAUUAAUCUCAUAAACCUCGACCUGUUUUCAGAGGUUUUGCUCAUGUUAAUAUGGAUUCCGUUAAUAUUCAUUCACGUAAUGUACAGACGGAUCGAGUUAUAUAUUUUAAUUUAUACACACUGUACAUAUUAUUCUUCAAGUAUUACAUUUUUUUUAAAAGGUAUUUAAGUAUAUAAACCAGGGGUGUUUCAAUAUUAUCUGAAACGGGCUGAUGUGGUGCAGGUUUUUGUUUUAGCUUGGCACUACGACACCUGAAUAGUCGUCAGUCAAUACCUUGAUAAGUCCAAUAAGGGGUCUUAGUGCACCCACACUGGCCCUUUUCGGAUAAGCUAAUGCACCUCUGAUCUAAACUGUAAGUGUUAAGCCUGUUAAAUAUUUUGUAAAUAAAUAAAGUUGUUUCGGUGAUGAAGAAUAUGAUUAUUAUAAUGAUGAUGACUGACUUGCUACGAACAGAAUUAUAAACUUUAUUUAUAUAGAACCCACCUUGGUUACAAUGGGCUUCACAAAAGCAUCCCAAACAGUUAAACCUCAAAAAAAAAGUUAAAAACAAACAAAAGACGAUAAUGAAUGGUAAAUCUAGAGCAAGAACACAAACAUUAAAGGCAAAAGCAGAGCAUUCAGAUGGGAAUUUUUCAAUAUGUUCUGGCGAAGGUCAGUCAACCAAGGAGUUACCUCUUUGAAGCCUGUAAAUAAAUAGUGAAU